UACUUUUAGAAAUAAAGUUUAUUUUCACUUUCGCUCCACUUGGUCUCUUUCUCACUUAUUGUUAACACAGUAGGUUACACUAUAUAUUUACUCAUAUUGCUGUUUCGCUUUCAUGUUUCCCUCUUUGUUGGGUUUUGUUUUGUUUGUUUUUCUUAAUUUUCUUUCUCGUUAUUGUUCUGAUGUGUUGUUUUUCCAUUGUUUUGUAUUUAUAUAGCUCUAGCGUAAUGUUGUUCCUACAUUUUUUUAUUUUUUUAAAGUGUUAUGUUAGAGCGUGUCUCCACCACAACCGAAUACUGACCGUGGCAGGCCCCCUUUGUGUGAUUCCAUGAUCUACACGUUAGAUCCUGUACUUUUGUCUUGCAUUACACGCCUAGGGUUAAAACGGCCUGUCUAUGAAUGGGUUGACGCACGCCCUUAUUUGGUAAUUUUGUGGUUGUUUAUUUGCUGUUCUAAUUUUGAUUUCAUUCUGUUGUGAAACCUUUAUUUUUCACGUUUUGACACUCUGUGUGUCUACAAAUGAUACUCUGGAUGCUUACAACAGAGCACAAGAAUUCCUGGUGUUUUAGAUUGUUAUAAUCUCUAUCAAUGAUCAACAUAUUGCUAUCGUCACAGAGUUGAAAGCUUGAAGAUUAAUGGCAGCUUUUUUGGGCAACUUUUGCAUUUUGUGGCAACUUUUGGACAAAAAAUGGCAACAAACGCAGAUGCUAGAUUAGCCUAGCACAUUUUAGCGAUAGACAAAUCACAUGACAAAGAAAUGAACUUCAAAAGACUCGGCUCAGUAUCGUUAUUUCGUAUCAGAAAAGUGUUGCUGUGCACCGACUGGCCUUUUCUUCCUCUCCGGAAUGGCGGCGCGCCACUCAAGUUUGACACUCGUGACGUCACAGCAAAGACCUCUAGUUCUAUUUUUAUAACCUCUUUGGUUGGACCAUAAUUUGUGCGAUAAAACGGGCGUGUCUCUAACUUCCUUUGAGGAAACAAGCAACUGGCGUCCGAAUUGUUUACGUUCGCCUCGCAACAAGAACAGGCAAUGUUCACGUAUUUCUUUUGAAAAAGGUGCUUGCCUUAAAAGUGGGUACCCUAUAAGUGUCACUUCUACUGGCAUUUCCGACGCUGUAGCUUAUAGAUCUAGAAUCUAGUCAACACCUUAUUGUGCAUUGGCAGCUGAACACAAUCUUGAAGUGAAGUCUACUGGAAAUCACCCAACACUAACACUCACAACGCUUACUUAAACUUAAACGACUCUGACACUGUUACUGAAGUGACUAUGAAUGAUUUGUUGUGAUGGCGUGGCCAAUGUUCAACCUUCAGCCACUUCAGUAGUAGAUUUAGAAGAAGGCUGAUGUGUGUGGCCGGGCUCCCUGCGCUGCGUGUGGACGGGUAGUUGCGACAGAGAGACAACAUGGCCGACAGCGUACAGCUGAUGAAAUGUGGCGUGAGGUUCCAGCCGCCAGCCUUGGUGCUCAGCUACAAGGACUGGAAAACUGGCAAGUUGCGGCGUCGUUCCAUGCCUCUGAGGAACUUCAGCAAAAACAGCAGCAUCGAUCGGACGGUGGAGGACCUCAAGGCCAGCCCCAGACACGCUCGCUUCGUGCGCCUCCUGUCCACGGCCCAGCUGCAGCGACUCCUCACCAUCAUCAAGGACAAACUGAGCGGGCUGAGUGUGGAGGCAAGUGUGGCGAGGAACAACGCCAUGGACACCCUCAACCCGGAGGAAAACCUCAACAAAGUGGAUGAGGAGACUCUUCAGCGCAAGAAACUACAGAUGGACACAUCCUUUGAGAAGCAUCGCAAACGUCCAGGAGACCCAGACUUCCAGUACAACGUGGAGGUCGACUUUGACGCGGCCGUGGUGGAGACCAGUGGAUGGGACUCGGAUGGCUCAGAAGUGGACUUUUAGUUAGUACGUGUAGUGGUAGUUGUAGUUGUAGUUGUACGUGUAGUGGUAGUUGUGGUGGUAGUUGUACUAGGACUUUUAGUUAGUACGUGUAGUAAAGUAGUGGUAGUUGUAGUGGUAGUGGUAGAUGUAGUUGUAGUUGUAGUGGUAGAUUUAGUUGUAGUUGUAGUGGUAGAUGUAGUUGUAGUGUAGUUGUAGAUUUAGUUGUAGUAGUAGUUGUAGUGGUAGUUGCAGUUGUAGUGACAGAUCAGACUCAAGACUUUGCUCCGGCCUGCCCCAUGCCAUGGUUCAUCAUGUAUGAUCACUCAUUAUAUAUAUAUUUCAAGUAGUACCGGUACUCAGACUAUGCAAGUAAGAACAGCUUAUGUUGCAGUAUAGAUUCAUCAAUAUUAUCAUACAAAUUUUUUUAAAAGUAUUUUAUGUAUUGCAAUAAAUCUGUUUUUCAACUAUCAAUAAAUCUGUUUAUGAACUACCGGUAUAUUUCAAUAAAUCUGUUUAUGAACUACCGGUAUAUUUCAAUAAAUCUGUUUAUGAACUGUAUUUCAAUAAA
Messenger RNA from Aplysia californica (California sea hare), 2444 nucleotides. Its product is annotated as centrosomal protein of 19 kDa. Gene Ontology annotation, cellular component: ciliary basal body; spindle pole; centriole. Bases 1400 to 1897 code for a protein of 165 amino acids. The record is from RefSeq and is a predicted model, not a curated record. The transcript has 2 exons. Gene Ontology annotation, biological process: microtubule anchoring at centrosome; trans-Golgi to periciliary membrane compartment transport. NCBI's taxonomy places the organism in Eukaryota, Metazoa, Mollusca, Gastropoda, Aplysiida, Aplysiidae.